AUGUCAGAACACUGCCCGACUUUGGGCGGUUUAAGUGAAGAUGGAUUUAAUCCAGAAUUUGAUCUAAAGCAGCUUGUAUUGAAUCCGUCUUCUUCCAUGCACAUUUGGGGCUGGUUAGCUUCUGGUUUACUCGUUUUAAUUACUGUCACUAUAGCUUCACACACUAUCAAUGAGCACCUUCAUCAUUAUUUUACACCAGAAAUUCAGCGACACAAAGUCAGAGUAGUAGCUUAUCCAGCUGCUUAUUCUAUUUUGGCUUGGUUAUCAUACCUCAAAUAUGACUACGAAACACCCUUUCGCAUCCAAAAUGAGGGUAUGAAGGAAUCUGUCACAACAAAGAUAUUUGGUUUCUACAAAUUCAAACUGAAAUCGAAAUGGGGUUUGCAUUUUCGUGUGAUAACAGACAUACUUGUCCUUCAAUUUCCUAUAUGGAAUAUUAUAGCUGCCUUUAUCUCAAUCUUUACACAGAUAAAAGGUGUGUACUGCGAUGGUCAAUUUGAUUUUCACGGUGCCUAUAUUUAUUUAGCUACCAUUCAAUUCAUUUCCCUCUCCAUCAUCCUCAUGGCCUUAUUCACUUACUUGGCUGUGUUUGAUCCGGAAUGGAAGCAAGGUCAUAUACGGGCUCAUGGCAUGUUUUGGUGCGUCAAAGCACCUAUUAUGAUCAUCUUUUAUUGUGGCGACAUUCUGCUUAUGAUAUUGAGCUAUUUUAAAGUUAUCCAGGACAAGCCUGCUACUACUCCUGGUGGCACUUAUUGGACAGCAGCAGCCAUUAAAAACGGAUAUUAUGUCCUCAUUAUCUGUGUUUGCAUGGCUGUUGUAGCCGUUCUUAUGCAAAUUUAUUUUGGAUUAGAUGAAGAAGAACAGACGGAUGAAGAGGAUCCUGACUGUGGUUAUUGGGAAGCCCUUGUAGAUGGAUUUUUGGCGUAUAUACCGCAGUUUAUGAGAAACGUGUUUUCAUGUGGUGGUGAUACGGUUGUAUUAGCAAAAAAGCGACGAGGCUUGAAGAAGAACAAGAAUAGUGACAAACGUCGAUUAAGUGAAGACGAAUUGAAUUUAUUGGCUGCAGAUGAAGAUAAUCAUCAUCUAUCCCUCCAUGAUACAAAUACUUCGCUUUAUGAAUAUUUGACACAGCCUUUACCUGCAUUAUAUAACAAAAGAAUGGAUGAUAUGGAAAACGGAGAUGCACGACAGCAGUCGUAUAAUUACAAUGCUUUACCGCUACAGCCUCUCUCUAAUGGCAUGUAUGCAAGCGAAAAGAAUGAAGGAAGCAACGAUGAUUAUAUGCCAGCUGAAAUGAAACGAGAGGAAGGGGAUUUCCCCCCAAAGAACAAAAGAGAAACGAUGCGGCAGGAAGAAGAAUACCCCAUGAUUACGAUGCCUCCUGCUCCACUACAAUCAAGAGUUCUAAACCAUAACGACGAAAUCACUUCUGCCGCACAACAACAUACCACUCACUUUACUCCGCAUGAUCUAGAGCGCAAGUAG
This is a messenger RNA of Mycotypha africana, 1485 nucleotides long. RefSeq lists its product as uncharacterized. The record is from RefSeq and is a predicted model, not a curated record. NCBI's taxonomy places the organism in Eukaryota, Fungi, Mucoromycota, Mucoromycetes, Mucorales, Mycotyphaceae. Gene Ontology annotation, molecular function: transporter activity. Gene Ontology annotation, biological process: transport. The coding region runs from base 1 to 1485 and encodes 494 amino acids. The transcript is spliced from 8 exons.